Messenger RNA from Rhodofomes roseus, 1284 nucleotides. Its product is annotated as mannosyltransferase. The record is from RefSeq and is a predicted model, not a curated record. The coding region runs from base 1 to 1284 and encodes 427 amino acids. Gene Ontology annotation, molecular function: dol-P-Man:Man(5)GlcNAc(2)-PP-Dol alpha-1,3-mannosyltransferase activity. Lineage: Eukaryota; Fungi; Basidiomycota; Agaricomycetes; Polyporales; Fomitopsidaceae. The transcript is spliced from 6 exons. Gene Ontology annotation, cellular component: endoplasmic reticulum.
AUGUCCCCGCGUCGUGCCAGUGACCGGCGACGACCAUGGCUAUUUGCCUAUGACCUUGUAGUAUCGCUACUCACCGACCCUCGCUAUUUCUACGUGCUUGCUGCCCUAGUUGUCGCUGGAGAUGCUGUUCUUACUCAGCUGAUCAUACGCUUCGUGCCAUACACCGAGAUAGACUGGGAGACGUACAUCUAUCAACUGGAGCUCUACUUGAAGGGAGAAAGGGACUACUCAUUGAUAUCGGGGCCUACAGGACCUAUAGUAUAUCCUGCCGGACAUGUCCAUAUUCACCACGCACUCUUCCGCCUCACAGACUCUGGCAACAACCUCAAGGCCGCUCAGCAAAUCUAUACUGUCUUGUACAUUGCGCUGCUCGCCCUAGCAUGCGGAAUCUAUGGUCGUGCAGCAGGUGUGCCCAACUGGGUAGUCCUGCUGUUGCCGCUCAGCAAGAGGUUGCACUCCAUCUUCGUCCUGAGGCUCUUCAAUGACUGCUGGAUGGCGGUACUCGCCCAUGCCGCCGUUUUGGCGUACGCCAACGCGUUCGACUUGAUGGGCACAGUUCUCCUUGGCUGUGCUCUAUCAGUCAAGAUGUCGGCGCUGCUCUACCUUCCGGGAUUACUAGUCGUGCUCUUCAAGAAGAACGGCCUCGUGGGUACUCUGUUGCAUCUCGUGCUUCUUUUGUCUACCCAAGUCGUUGCUGGGCUCCCGUUCUUGCUACAGCAUCCCGGCUCAUACCUCAAGUACUCGUACGAGUUCUCUCGCGCGUUCCUCUACAAGUGGACCGUGAAUUGGCGGUUUAUCAGUGAGGAGACCUUUCUGAACCAAUGGUGGGCGCGCGGACUCCUUGCGGGCCAUGUCGCGACCCUUGCUACCUUCGGUCUAUGCCAAUGGUGCAGGCGGGAAGGAGGGGUAUGGGCUGUCAUAAGCAGUGGUUUACGAAAUCCUAUGCGACGUCCAGAGCGCUGCCAUGUCACCAGCGAUUUUACGACCACGGUGCUCUUCACGUCCAACCUCGUUGGCAUCUUGUUCGCGCGAUCCUUGCACUACCAGUUCUACUCCUGGUAUGGUAUGCAAGUCCCUUUUGUUGCCUGGAGGACCAAGUACCCCGUCAUCGUCAAGUUAUUGCUACUCUUCGCUAUCGAGUAUGCGUGGAACGUAUUCCCGUCAACAUCGCUGUCAUCCGCUCUUCUAUGUACCGCCAACGCGGCUCUAGUAGCUGGUGUCUGGUUCGGCUACCCCGAAGGGAUCUCUCCAGCUCCUCCUGCGGAUCGACAGAAAAACGAAUGA